AUGGAGAGUCGCUGUUCUCCGUCUGUCGAGAUGACUGGGAAGAAGCGAGUCUCUCCGGCGCCUGCGGCCGUCGUCUCGGGUGAGGUUGACCCUCUUGCCUCCCUCUCGCCUCGCCUCGGAGGUCUGAAGAACUGGAGAGACACGACGCAAAACGAGAGCGAGAAGACGUCUGGUGAUGCCUCCGCCUCUUCUCCCUCUUCGUCGACGAGGCUGAGGUUUCCCUACGGCGCGAGCGUUCCUUCCGACCGAAGAAUCCCCUACUGUCGCCCACCUGGGGGUCGUUCCUCUGCGAGCUCGCGGCCUUCUUCGUCGCCUUCUGCCGCUCCUUCUGCCGUUCCUUCUGCCGUUCCUCCGGCGUCCCCAGCUUCUCUGGAGACGCGCGAGGAGGGCGGCCGCGCGAAGAAGAGCGUUCGAUUUGCCUCCGUUCCGAAGAAGAGCGCCGAUUCUUCUUCUUCUUGUAAUGCGACUGUGGCAGAUCCUUACGCGUCGGGGAAGCCUGUCUGCACUGUGCCGGACAAAUGGCGCUUGCUUCCGGCCUUCUUCGCGGCGAAGGGACUGGUGCACCAACACAUUGAGUCGUACAAUUUCUUCGUGGACACUGAGCUGCAGAACAUUCUCCGCGCGCCUUCCAAUCGGCUCGUGAAGAGCGACGUCGACCCGUCGUUCUUCAUCGAGUUCCUCAACAUCUCCGUCGGAACGCCGCGCUACGAGGAAGGCAUGAUUCUGCAGAGACUCACACCGCGGAUUUGCCGCACCCGCGAAAUCACCUACGCGGCGCCGGUCUUCGUCGACGCGGAGUACAGCAAAGGCGACGAAAUCAUCCGCAGAAAGCAUGUGGAAAUCGGCUCGAUCCCCGUCAUGCUCCGAAGCCGCGUCUGCGUCCUCCACGGCAAGGAUCCUCAAACCUUGCAGAGACUCGGCGAGUGCCCUUUCGACCCUGGCGGCUACUUCAUCGUCAAGGGCACAGAAAAGGUUUUGCUGAUGCAAGAGCAACUCUCGAAGAACCGAAUCAUCGUGGAGACGGACAUGAAGCACAACGUCUGUGCGACGGUGACGUCGGCGACGGCAGAGUCGAAGUCGCGGACGGCCGUGGUCCUGAAGAACAACAAGUUGUAUUUGCGGCACAACUCGUUUCUGGACGACUUGCCUGCAUGCAUUGUACUACGCGCGAUGGGGACGGAGACGGACCAGGAAAUCAUGCAGAUGAUUGGCGCUGGCGGGGCGCUCGCAGAUGUGACGGGGAACACCGCGCAGGAGGCGGUUUCGCUCUCGCUGCAGGACUGCCAUACAGAAAAUGUCCUGACUCAGCAGCAGGCGCUGUUGUGGGUCGGUUCGCGGAUUCGGCCCAAGAUGCAGGCGAAGGGAUUUUUCACUCCGGUCGCGCGCGGCGCGCUGCUGUCCGAGCGCGGCGGCGCAGGCCGGAGCGCGAAGUCUGUGGUUGACGAGGCAGUGGACGUUCUGCACCGCGUAGUUCUGUCGCACAUCGAGACGACGGGGAGCGACUUCCGCGCAAAGACGAGGUUUUUGUGUUUGAUGAUUCGUCGUGUGCUCGACGCGGCGAGCGACCCGUCGCUGAUGGACGACAAAGACUACUACGGAAACAAGCGCCUGGAGCUCGCCGGGCAGCUGCUCUCGCUGCUCUUUGAAGAUCUGUUCAAGCGGUUCUGCACCCAUGUGAAGAAGCAAGCGGACUACGCCCUCAGCCGGUACCACCAGGCGCGAGGCGGUGCAGGCGGCCUCGGAUCGAGGAAGGACGAGGUGCCGUACCCCGACUGCUUCCGGAAUCUGCCGACAGACAUCAUCACGCGCGGCAUGCAGACGGCUCUGAGCACGGGGAACUGGACGAUCAAGCGGUUUCGCAUGGAACGCUCGGGCGUCUCGCAGGUCCUCUCGCGUCUGUCCUACAUCGCAACUCUCGGGAUGAUGACGCGGAUCAACUCGCAGUUCGAGAAAGGUCGCAAAGUCUCCGGACCGCGAGCGCUGCAGCCUUCGCAGUGGGGCAUGCUCUGUCCCUGCGACACACCUGAGGGCGAGUCCUGCGGCUUGGUGAAGAACCUCGCGCUGGUGACUCACGUGACGACGGACGAAGACCCAACGCCGAUCUCGUCUCUCGCCUUCUGCCUCGGAGUCGAAGACGCCGACGCCAUCAGCGGCGAGGAACUCCACGACCGCGGAACGUACCUGGUCAUGCUCAACGGCGCGCUUCUCGGCGUCCACCGACGACCUCGCCAGCUGAUGAAGAACAUUCGCUUGCUGCGGAGACACGGCGAAGUCGGCGAGUUCGUCUCCGUCCAUGUGAACGAAGCGCACAAGACAGUGUACAUCGCCUCCGACGGCGGGAGACUCUGUCGGCCGCUGAUCGUCGUGGACUCCGGUCGUCCGCGACUCUUGCCGACGCACAUGGCCCAGCUCGAGAACGGCGAGAUGUGUUUCAUGGACCUUUUGAGGAGCAGCAUUCUCGAGUGGAUCGACGUUAACGAGGAAAACAACUUGCUCAUCGCCCUCAGAGAGGAAGACAUCACUGCAGAGACGACACACCUCGAAAUCGACCCGCUGACGCUCCUCGGCGUCGUCGCCGGCCUCAUCGCGUUCCCAAACCACAACCAGAGUCCGCGAAACACAUACCAGUGCGCCAUGGGCAAGCAGGCGAUGGGCGCGAUCGCCUACAAUCAAUUCAACAGAUGCGACACCCUCCUCUACCUCCUCGUGUACCCACAAAAACCGCUCUGCAAAUCCAGAACUCUCGACCUGGUCCACUUCGAACAGCUCCCGGCAGGUCAGAAUGCAAGUGUGGCGAUUAUGAGUUUUUCUGGCUACGACAUUGAAGACGCGAUUGUGUUGAAUCGGGGGGCGGUGGAUCGGGGAUUCGGGCGUUGCUUCGCGCUGCGGCGUUACUCUGUGGAGCUGAAGAAGUACUUCAACGGAUCGACGGAUCGAACCUUCCCACCGCCUGUCGCGCAAGCCUCCGGGCCAGGGAGCGGUAAGGCGGCGUCGGGACUGCACCGAAAGAGUUUUUUCCCGGGCGGCAGAGGCGCGGUUUCUCGUCGCUUCGAGGCGCUGGAAGACGACGGCGUAGUCCGCGUCGGCGAACUCCUGGAAGAAGACCAAGUGUACGUCCACAAGUUCUCGCCGACCAAUACUCGGGAACAUGUGAGCGACCCUCUGCAGCUGGACAACUCGCUGUACGCGCCGUCAUUUGCGCGGUACAAGACGGUCGUUCCUUCCUACGUCGAGCGCGUCGUCUGCACGGACAACUCGGACGGCUGUCGAACCUACAAAGUGAUGAUGCGCCAGACGCGGCUGCCGGAACUCGGGGACAAGUUCAGCUCUCGACACGGCCAAAAGGGUGUCGUGGGCUUGAUUGCCCCGGCCGAAGACCUGCCGUUCGCCGAGUCCGGAUGGUGUCCAGACUUGAUCAUGAAUCCGCACGGCUUCCCCUCGCGCAUGACGGUCGGCAAAAUGAUGGAGUUGAUCGCGGGGAAGAGCGCCCUGCAAGUCGGCGCCUGUCAGUACGGCACAGCCUUUGGAGGCGUCGGGGUCGAGACGCUCGGCGAGAUCCUCGCGGCUCACGGCUUCCACUACUCGGGGAAGGAGUACCUGACGUCGGGCAUUACCGGCGAGGCGCUGCAGACCUACGUUUUUGCCGGACCCAUCUACUACCAAAAGCUGAAGCACAUGGUCCAGGACAAGAUCCACGCGAGAGGCCGCGGACCGCGGCAACUUCUCACGCGACAGCCGACGGAGGGUCGCGCCAAGGAAGGCGGCCUACGCCUCGGCGAGAUGGAGAGAGACUGCCUCGUCGCUUACGGAAGCAGCGCGUUGCUGAUGGAACGCCUGAUGCUCAGCUCCGAUGUCUUCGAGGCGAGUGUCUGCUCGACGUGUGGCUUGAUGGGCUACGAAGGCUGGUGCCCGUACUGCAAAAGUGGAAAACACGUCGCGCCGAUCCGCAUGCCUUACGCAUGCAAGCUCCUCUUCCAAGAACUCAUGAGCAUGAACGUCUGCCCCAGGCUGCACAUCAAGGAAAUGUAG
This is a messenger RNA of Toxoplasma gondii ME49, 4029 nucleotides long. RefSeq names its product DNA-directed RNA polymerase III RPC2 (gene POLR3B). The coding region runs from base 1 to 4029 and encodes 1342 amino acids. Gene Ontology annotation, biological process: DNA-templated transcription. NCBI's taxonomy places the organism in Eukaryota, Apicomplexa, Conoidasida, Eucoccidiorida, Sarcocystidae. Gene Ontology annotation, cellular component: RNA polymerase III complex. The transcript has 4 exons. Gene Ontology annotation, molecular function: DNA binding; DNA-directed RNA polymerase activity; ribonucleoside binding. The record is from RefSeq and is a predicted model, not a curated record.